Trichoderma atroviride IMI 206040 is the source of this 912-nucleotide messenger RNA. RefSeq lists its product as uncharacterized. The record is from RefSeq and is a predicted model, not a curated record. Lineage: Eukaryota; Fungi; Ascomycota; Sordariomycetes; Hypocreales; Hypocreaceae. Gene Ontology annotation, cellular component: membrane.
AUGCCACCGCCUAGAGGCACACCAGGAAACAUUCUGGAAGGUCCCGGUGACUACGAUGUGACCGGCACUGUUCAUUGCGACUCCUAUGAGAGCAUCAACCCUUCUAAUUUCGACUUUGCUGGCAAAGCCGUGUUUGUGUCUGGCGGAUCUCGUGGUUUGGGCAAAGCCAUAGUGUUGGGGUUCGCUGCGGCAGGCGCCUCGUUCAUCUUUGCUGCUGCCCGGGGGGACAUGACGGUGCUGGCUGAUGAAGUGCUGGCAACAGCCCUUGCCCACGGACGCCCGGCCCCCCAUUUCCAGGCACUUCAUCUGGAUGUCAGAGACGAGACCACUGUGGUGGCUGCAGCAGAAGUUAUUAGGAAGCAGGUUGGCCGCCUCGAUGUGGUCAUCAACAACGCGGGCGUGCUAGGCAACUUUGGUAAGAUUGCGGAUUCUAACCCACAGCAGUGGUGGAAUGUCUUGGAAGUUAAUCUGCGCGGUCCCUACCUUGUGGCACGAGCAAUGUUGCCACUGCUCCUCGAGGCAGAUCAUUCCUACAUGAUCAAUGUUGCCAGCGUUGGGGCUCAUUUGGUCAACCCUAUGCUCAGCGCAUAUCAGACAUCGAAGUUGGGAUUAGUCCGCCUAUCACAAUUGCUAAACAGAGAGUACUCAGAAAGUGGUGUGACGGUAUUUUCUAUACACCCCGGAAACGUUCCAACCGAGAUUAUGGGACCGGGAGAGCUAGACGACUUCCAUAAAUCCAUUUACACUGACAGCCCCAAUCUGAGCGCUCAUUCGCUUGUCUAUCUUACCGCGGAGCAUCGCCCUUGGCUCGGUGGACGCUACAUUAAUUGCACUUGGGAUUUGCCAGAGCUGAUGGCAAAGAAGGAUGACAUUGUGGAUGGGGAUAAACUAAAGAUCAAGUUCGAUUUUUAA